Molecule: messenger RNA, 637 nt
Organism: Osmerus eperlanus (European smelt)
Lineage: Eukaryota; Metazoa; Chordata; Actinopteri; Osmeriformes; Osmeridae
Product: gamma-crystallin M3-like
Exons: 3
Coding region: 37-603 (188 amino acids)
Biological process (GO): visual perception; lens development in camera-type eye
Molecular function (GO): structural constituent of eye lens
Source: RefSeq, a predicted model, not a curated record
UCAGUUCAGGAGCUUUAGCGGGAACAGUGAACCAAAAUGACCACUUCUGGCCAGAACAUGAUGAGCAAGAUCAUCUUCUAUGAGAACAGGAAUUUCCAAGGCCGCUCCUAUGAGUGCAGCAAUGACUGUUCCGACAUGUCCACCUACUUGAGUCGCUGCCACUCCUGCAGGGUGGAGAGUGGCUGCUUCAUGAUCUACGAUCGCACCAACUACAUGGGAAACCAGCACUUCAUGAGGAGGGGAGAGUACUCUGACUACAUGCGUAUGAUGGGAAUGAGCGACUGCAUCAGGUCUUGCCGCAUGAUCCCUAUGCACAAAGGGUCCUACAAGAUGAGGAUCCAUGAGAGGGAGAACUUUGGAGGCCAGAUGCACGAGCUGAUGGAUGAAUGUGACUCCAUCAUGAAUCGUCACCAUAUGUCUGACUGCCAGUCCUGCAACGUCAUGGAGGGCCACUGGCUGAUGUACGAGCAUCCCUACUACAGAGGCAGGCAGAUGUACAUGAGGCCUGGAGAGUACAAGAGCUUCAGAGAGAUGGGCAUGGGCAUGGGAAUGGGAGGAAUGAGGUUCAUGAGCAUGAGGCCAAUUAUGGGCUCUUAUUAUUAAAUAAAGCAGAGAACUCGGAAUAAAAUCAGUUACU